CAAUGGACUCACAUCUGUCCGGAUGAUACCUGAAAUCAAAAAAAAGAAAGUGUAUAGUGACAUUGGGGGCACUCAGUAUUCAUUUGCAAAAAAAUAAAAAUAAAAUAACACUACUGGGCGCACACAUGCUUGCACUCACUCUGCCUUCCCACAUACCACCACACAUGCCACCCACCCUUAGCCACACACCACCACACUAAACCCCCCCAGCACUCCACCCAACCCCCACCAUCCCGUGCACCCCCUAUGCAGGGGCACACUGUGUGACAGAGGCGGAUGGCCUUGGCCACGCGGGACGCAGCCACUGCGCUUGGCCUUGGUGGGACUCGUCGUUCCACACGCGCCUUCUUCACACAGGACUUGCCUCGUUCCUUCUUUUGUUUCAUUUAAACUCUCCCUUGCUCUCUCAGUCAGUCUCUCUCUCUCUCUCUCUUUUGCGCCCCCCCCACCCCACUCCCCACCCUUCCCCCAUCCCCACUGCUCAUCACCCCUACUCCACGAGUGGUCGCCUCCUACCCACCUGUGGGAGAAGACGGAUUGGAGAAGAUUUACUUGGGCAGAUGUGCUCGGAGGAGAGUGGGAAGAAGAUAUCCUUUUUCUUCUGCUUUCUAGUCGAUGGAUUUAUCACUGGCAACGCAACAAUAUUUUAGUUAAAAAAGCGAGUGAAGCAUGGGUGACUGGAGCUUUCUGGGGCGACUUCUGGAGAACGCUCAGGAACACUCCACUGUGAUAGGAAAGGUUUGGCUGACCGUCCUCUUCAUCUUCCGCAUCUUGGUGCUGGGAGCAGCAGCUGAAGAAGUUUGGGGUGACGAGCAGUCUGACUUCACUUGCAACACGCAGCAGCCCGGCUGUGAGAACGUUUGCUACGACGAGGCCUUUCCCAUCUCCCACAUGCGCUUCUGGGUGCUGCAGAUCAUCUUUGUGUCCACGCCGACCCUAAUCUACCUGGGACAUGUGCUGCACAUUGUCCGCAUGGAGGAGAAGAGGAGGGAACGGGAAGAUGAGAACAGGAAGUUGGGCCGGCACCUGGAGGACCACGACCCCCUCUACCGCCAUGGAGACGGAGGGGGCGGUUGGAAGAAGGAGAAGCCACCAAUCCGCGAUGAGCACGGCAAAAUCCGGAUCCGCGGGGCAUUGCUGCGGACCUACAUCUUCAACAUCAUUUUCAAGACCCUGUUUGAGGUGGGCUUCAUCCUGGGACAGUACUUCCUCUACGGCUUCCAGUUGAUGCCGCUCUACAAAUGCCGCCGGUGGCCCUGUCCCAACACAGUGGACUGCUUUAUAUCCAGGCCAACUGAAAAAACUAUAUUUAUCAUCUUCAUGCUGGCGGUGGCUUGCGUUUCUCUGCUCCUCAACCUGCUGGAGAUCUACCACCUGGGCUGGAAAAAAGUCAAGCAGAGCGUCACCAAUGAGUUUGUCGCUGACAAUGAGUCGCUGCUGCUGGGUGCAGUACGAGCCGGAGAUGCCAAGACUCUUCCUGAGGAGGUCAGUCCACCGGCACUCGACUGUUUGCCGACAUACGCCAGUGUGAGUGUAGUUGGGGGCAGUGCAGCCGAGGGGGGUGCUGACAGUCCCGCCGAGGUGAUUUCCUUAAGUCCUGACAUGGCAACUGGUUCUGUCAAGAUGGACCGCACAUUGUUCCACCCAGAUGAUCUCUUGUUACAAUCGCUACCUGCUUCCUUUUAUGGCGGAGUCCACAGACAGCUGACAGAAGAGAAGCAGAACUGGAGCAACAUGGCGUUGGAGCUGCAGGAUGUGGAUGGAAAAAAUUCCUCCGGCUCGUACCCUCCUCCAUCAUCUAGAAUCUCCUCCUCCUCUUCCCAUCCGGAUGAGACGAUUGUACCCCCUCCGCCAGAGUCGCAACACUCCAGUUUUCCUACACUCCCUUGCCAUGCUCGCCUCUACCUCCUCUCACUGGAGGAGGCUUUGGCAAGUGAGGAGAAAGCGAUGCCGAGUGACGACUUCACUGUGGUUACCAAAGCAGAGAUGCAUCAGCCCCCCGGCAUGCAGAAGCCAAGACGGGUGAGCGAGAGCAGCGGUGCCCGGGCUCGCCCUGACGAUUUGGCUGUGUAACCGCAGAAACAUGAACAUUAUCCUACAUGCAUCUGGAUACAAGUAGAGGAGGUGCACAUAAGUCAUCAGCAACAAUAUAAACUAGACAAACUCCAACAAAAGUCUGGACAUGGCCACAAACAUUUACUUCUAAAAUGGCACUCAAUAGAGAGCAGACCUCCGCCAAGGCCAAAUGAUCAUACCAUGGAUCAGAAUAAAACUGCGAAAAGUGAACCAUCGCAUAUUCGCAAUUUCACCUAGUCAUUGAUUUAUUUUUUUUGUUUUUUUUUGGAGGGGCAGGGGACGCGAUCCUUCGUUUUUCACAUGACUUCGGUGCCAUCUUGUGGCAUCUUGGUCCCAAGGAACUAUGUUGAAGUGAACUGAGGAGUUUCAUCUAGACAACAGUAUUGCUUUGCCACCAUCUAGUGGCAUGGUGGUGCCAAGGAACUACGUUGAAGUGAGUUGAGCAGUUUCAUUUUGACAGUGAGAGUGUUUUGCCGCCAUCUUGAGGCAUCUGUAGGCAAUUACAAACCUUUUUAGGAGGGAAGUCAAUUACUCCCAGAAAGGCUUGCUCCCUAUCUCCCACAAAUGGCGACGUUUCACUGUAUCGUCAUACCUCCUAUACAGAAGAUGUACGCAAUAUUCACUGAAAAUCAACACCUUUAUCCAGAUGUGCACUAUUAUUUAAUGCGUUCUUCCUUGGCCCACGCCCAACCCCUCCUCAAGGUCUUGUGGAAAUCAGUUGAAUAAUCUUUUGUGGACUCCUGGUAACUGGGAAUCCAACAAUGAGAACAUACAGUACCUCCUUGGCGGAGGUAACUAAUAUUUCAUGGUUAGAUGACAUAAGGGGAGACAGAAUUGUAGUCUAUAUUUUCUACUGGAAGCAAUAUUUAAAGAUUCUAAACACAUAAAAAAGUGUGUAAGAUAAAUAGUAGGGAUCUCUGUCUAUAAUCUAUUUACAAAUAAUAAUUUAAAAAAACAGGCAUGGGGAGCAGCAGUGGCCACAUUGGAAUCCAGUACAGAAAGCACAGGGUGGAUCUGAGGUCAACAUUCAAAAAUUCUCUCAUAUUGAGCGUGGACAUGGCACAAAAAAGAAAAGUGCAAAAAACAAUGUCAUCUAGAGCCUUUAGCUGCGGUAUUGUAAUGUUAGCUUUCAGCUAGCUGUGUUGCCGAGGGAGGUUCACAUGAUUAUUGCAGAGUUCACAUCACAAAUGUGAGUUUUUUUUUUUUUUUCGGAAUCGGAACUUGUACCUGGUGCAGGCUGCCAUUUCUCCUACAUCCUGCUGCCCCUUGCUGGCUGAAACUCCACAAUUGAGAGAUAUGGCCUGUUGGUGAUUGAUGUAAAAGCUAUAAACCAGGUUACAUAUUUGUCUCAAUAUCAAAAGCAGUUCCAUUGUGAACCCGCCCCCAAUGUUUUGACCAUCCAUUAGCACAACACACAAGCUGGACCAUCUGGCUUCAAAGCCUUGAUGCUGAGCAAAGACAAGCUAAAGGGGCACACAUAUACCGAAAAUCAAGCCUAAAUUGAGCAAGUUCCCCUUCCGACCAAAGUCACCCAAUGUCUCUAAAAGAUUAUCCUGACCGAUUAUCCUCUGGUGAUGAGUGAUAUUUCCUCCCCGAUCUGCUCGUAAAAUGGUCAGGACAGAUAAUUGUAUGUUAAAUCUGGUACAUUUUUACCAUCGCAAAUUUUAAUUCUUAUGUUUCUGGUCAACACCGUGUACGGCCGAGCCAUGGACAAAGUGAUUGCGUGUUUAGUGGAUGUAUAAAUGUCUACCAAGUCAUUCUCCACAAUUAAAAUGACAAAGAGGAGAGUUUGCAACUGCAAUCUAGGCAACUACGAUUUCAAUUACUGCUACCACUAUGACUACUACUAGUACUCCAUUGUAUUUUCUGUCAGUUUGGAUGCCCUAUCGCACCAAGCUGCCUCUCACAUGUCAGUCCCGGUAUUAGCACAGACAUCUGAUUUAGCAGAAGAGCAUCAAAAUGGUCGGUGGAGGUGGCUACGCGUGUGGUGUCUUCUGUUGGUCAUCUGGAGAACACCACACACUACACAGGGUGUGUCAGGAAAGUUGCACGACUGCUGUCACAAAACAUAUUUUCAAGUUUUCCCUUUUGAAGUAAUGCACUUCCCCCCAGCCUUCUCAGCCACGCUUCAUACACCCCUGGAAGGAUUCUUCCUGGAUCCUCCACAGCUCAUAUUGAGGUUAUCCACAUCUUCAGAACGGGCCCCCUUGAUGAUCCCCUUGAACUUGGGAAAGAGGGGGGGGGAAAAAAAUCCCGCCGAGCCAGGUCAAGUGAGUCGGGAGGUUGCUUCAGCACUGCGAUGUUUGAAAGGAACUGUUGUAUGCUCAAGGCAGCCACGGGUUGUCCUGCCUCAACUCUCACCUCUUCUCCUGCAUUGAAGUCAGUAAACGCCGCAGGAUCUCUUCAUAAACGUGCUGGUUGAUCGUCUGGUCCACAUUGAAGCGGAAAAUUCAUAGUUUGUAGUUUGGGGAUUGAAACAUAUCUUCGGUGACACCAGUCCUGGAGCCUUUCUGACACAGCUCAUAAGAACACUAAGCACACACUAAGCUGAUUUUUUUUUCCUCAUCAUGUGGCGGGUCUCUCACAUUUAAAAAUUGGGUUGAUAUGCUAAAUAUCGGGAUAUUCAGCUGAUUUUCCAUAUUGUCAGACAUGCGCACUUAACACACACUUUGACCGAGAAGUUGUAGUAAUGAUGAUGAUGAUGUUUGGACUAAUUUGUAACUUUGGGAGCUUAAAGGCAGCAGGACGGCGUCUUCAUAUUUGUCUUUUGUGCCUUUGCUGGGAGAGACACAAAGACAGGUUUGCACUUUUGUUUCUUUUUAUUGAUCAUGAUGGAGCUGGACACAUGGGUGUGUAUGUGUUCAUUAAUAUUGUUUCAGUGUUGACACAAACCCAUCUCUGCUGUUACAUCAGGGUCAAUUAUAAAUAUGUAUACAGUAUGAAUAAGGAGUAGAGGUUACUAUAGAUCACUCAACAUGUGAUGCAGGAUUACUUUUUUACCCCAACGGUUUCUGGUUCAAUUUGGAGAUUUUCCACUAUUUCACAAUAAGAGGACACGGGUAACAAAGACAAACAUCUCCAAAGAUCAUACUGUCGUAUACAAAAGCAAAUAUUCAACAUUGAGCGAUAUAGCUGAGCAUCUCUGGGGGUCCAAACCCAAAUGGGCUGUUUUGGUUGGAGGACUUGUUGUACAUCUUCUUUCUGAAGCUAGUGUUUGCAGUGUGUUACAGAACUGUUGACUUCCUUCUAGCUGUUCUGUAUAGGACGAGUUUCAUUUUCUAGACUAGCUGUAGAAUAUCAUUGUGACUUCAAGGUUUCAAGAGGGCUGGGGCGGGUGGGGGUGUAUGAUCCUUUUUUGUUUGUUUUUUACUAGACAUCUCAUGUGGAUUUUUAUUAUUUUCCUGUCCCUCUCAUGAAUUCCUGCCUGUCUCACACAGUUUCACUUGCAACACUGUACAAUGAGAUGAGCUAGCUAUCUUCUAAGUAGAUCAUCAAGACUUGAGGGUGACAUGAAGCUAUCACCCCCAACAGUGAAUGAAACCCCAAGAUUCUGUUCUUACAGCACUUUGAACAUUACAAUUCCACAAAAAAAAAAGAAAAAAAAAAAAAAAAAGACAUACUGUUUGUCUCUAAACUGGGCUCAUUUUACUAAAUGUUAGCGAGCUGUUUUCUAACCUUUAAUAAAGGAUUGCACAUUGACUUUGUAGCCCGCUAUAAUUAGGGUAUGAUGAUGCUUAUACAAAAACAAAGAAUUGUCUUAGAAGAAUUUAGAAAUUAGAUUUGCAAUGAUGGAGAAAUUCAUCUAAAGUGACUGUUCUUAUUUUGUUCUAUGUGUAUGGAUCAAGAGACUUCCACCUUAAACACAUGUGCCUGAGGGACUUCCAUGACAAACACUGUUAGUAGGGGCAAAUCCUGCUUUUAAUCCACAAUGUCUGUGUGCAUGCGUGUAUGUGUGUUUGAAUGAGAGAAAGUCUUUCUAUAGAAAUUUCUGUUGAAGAACAUGUCGAUGUAAAUGUCCAUUUACCUCAGAUGUGGAAAAAAAGUGUUACUUAAUAAACUUAUUUUGUACCGUU
This is a messenger RNA of Phyllopteryx taeniolatus (common seadragon), 6149 nucleotides long. Its product is annotated as gap junction alpha-3 protein-like. Gene Ontology annotation, biological process: cell communication. The transcript has 5 exons. Gene Ontology annotation, cellular component: connexin complex. The coding region runs from base 670 to 2073 and encodes 467 amino acids. Lineage: Eukaryota; Metazoa; Chordata; Actinopteri; Syngnathiformes; Syngnathidae. The record is from RefSeq and is a predicted model, not a curated record.